This is a messenger RNA of Phyllostomus discolor (pale spear-nosed bat), 1682 nucleotides long. RefSeq lists its product as uncharacterized. The record is from RefSeq and is a predicted model, not a curated record. NCBI's taxonomy places the organism in Eukaryota, Metazoa, Chordata, Mammalia, Chiroptera, Phyllostomidae. The transcript has 2 exons. Bases 1 to 984 code for a protein of 327 amino acids.
AUGGCGGACAGGGCUCCGGGCGGGAGGCCCUCGAGGCCGUGUGUUGGGACGCGCAGGUGGCUGAAGGGCGAGACGCCGCAGGAGAAGAAGGUUGUACCGGCACCCCGCGGGGAGAGGCCGCGCCUCCUCCCGGAACUGGCCGGCGCGGCGGGGCGGGCGCUGUGGCAGCGGGGCCGCCGCGCGCGCCGGGCCUUGGAGGUCCUUCCUGCAGUAGGAGGCCGGGUCCUGCGCUCAGAGCCCGAGGCGAGGCCGGAGGACACCCCGGAGGAAGCGGCUCCUGAAGUGCCCCGGGCUCCAUCCCUGCGGGGGGUGCCCCCGGGCUCCUGGGAUUCCUGGGAGGGCGAGGAGGACCGGGAGCCCGGCGAGCCGCUCGGCGGUCGGACGAGCCGCACGGCGUCCCUGGUGAGCGGGCUGCUCACCGAGCUCUACAGCUGCACCGAGGAAGAGGAGGGGGCCGGCGGGGGCCGAGGGCCCGCGGCCCGCGGCGACAGCCUCGAUAGCUCCACGGAGGCCUCCGGCUCCGACGUGGUUCUGGGCGGGCGCGGCGGGGCGGGCGGCUCGAACGUGCUUCAGGAGCUGCAGGAGCGGCCGAGCCAGCGGCACCAGAGGCAGUACCUGCAGCAGAAAGGUGAGGGCCUGGGAGGGGAAUCCUGGAGGGGUGGGGGGGCGGCGGGAGCCGGCCCCUGCCGGGUCUGCCCCGGCUGCAGCGCUCACCAGUGUGCACCCGGGCUGAAUGAACCAGCGCACAGACACCAAGUUUGCAGGGUCUCUUUUCAUCUGUCGCUGGUGUCCACGGGGUCACGGAUGCAUGAGUGGACGUAUUUCUCGUCUCCCCCACCCCCAACCCUUCCAACAGUCGAGUGGAGCAGCAGUGGUUGGAGAGGUAGCGGCGGUUCUCCACCCCACCCCACCCCACCCCAUGUGUUUGUGGGGUCUCAGAGGGGCUCGAAAGUCGAAUUUCUAAUUUCUCCAGAACAGCUGUGAGGACAGGUUUGGAGUUUCUGACAAGUGUACGUGAAGUCCCAGAGGGCUCCGGGAGAAGAGAGGUGCCUGGGGCUUUAACAAACAAUAAAAUAAUAAAAUCAAUACAAUAAUCCGCCCCGCUGGUCACACCAGUUGGAUAGUGUUUAACCAGUGAGGCAGAAUAAUGCGAUAAUGCGGUUUCUAAGCAGAACGAGUGAAUUCCGUUUCUGCCAAACGUCUGGUUUCAAGCAACUCGCCGGCUGGCGUUUUUAUUAGUGGGGGGCCCUGGAGUGCUGGCUUCGUCACAGGAGUCAGCCGCUGGCGGGGACCUUCUGUUGGAGAGGUCAUCCGAAAACGGCCUUGGUUUUCAGGGGGAAAGGCUAAUUGGGUGUUUUUCUUGCUAUCAGACUCUGAUGCUGUGCCCUAAUUGAGACCCCCCCCCCGCCCCCGCCUCAACUGUUCAUAAAUAGCUUUUCUUUCUGGUACAAACACAAGUAUUGCAGUUGUCUUUUCAAAAUAGAUGUAGCAAGGCCUUGAUUUACAAAAUGAAGUGAGGUGUGGACAACAGAUGCUAAGCCACCACCACGUUUCUCCAAUUAAUGUCCUUGUGCUAAAUAACCAGGGGAGAGGGGAAAGAGAGAAUUCGUACCAUGUAGAAUGACCUCCUGUUUCUUCUAAUUGAAAAAUCAGACUAGCUGUUGCCAGAAAACAAAACAAAA